Molecule: messenger RNA, 1902 nt
Organism: Trichechus manatus latirostris (Florida manatee)
Lineage: Eukaryota; Metazoa; Chordata; Mammalia; Sirenia; Trichechidae
Gene: SLCO2A1
Product: solute carrier organic anion transporter family member 2A1
Exons: 14
Coding region: 1-1902 (633 amino acids)
Biological process (GO): sodium-independent organic anion transport; prostaglandin transport; transmembrane transport
Cellular component (GO): plasma membrane
Molecular function (GO): prostaglandin transmembrane transporter activity; protein binding
Source: RefSeq, a predicted model, not a curated record
AUGGGGGAUAUUGGUGUCCUAAAAACACACAUCGCCUUUGCCCGUCAUGAAGUCUACAUUCUGGUGUUCGUGCUCUGCCAUGGCCUCCUGCAGCUCUGCCAGCUCCUGUACAGUGCCUACUUCAAGAGCAGCCUCACCACCAUCGAGAAGCGCUUCGGCCUUUCCAGUUCUUCCUCGGGUCUCAUUUCCAGCCUGAAUGAGAUCAGCAACGCCAUCCUCAUCAUCUUUGUCAGCUACUUUGGCAGCCGGGUGCACCGCCCGCGGCUGAUUGGCAUCGGGGGCCUCCUCCUGGCUGCAGGCGCCUUCUUCCUCACCCUCCCACACUUCCUCUCGGAACCUUACCAGUACACCUUGGCCAGCGUCGGGAACAGCAGCCGCUACCAGGCCGAACUCUGUCAGAAGCACAGGCAGGACCUGCCCCCCAGUAAAUGCCACAGUACCAGCCAGGACUCCCAGAAGGAGACCAGCAGCAUGUGGGGCCUGAUGGUGGUUGCCCAGCUGCUGGCUGGCAUUGGGACGGUGCCCAUUCAGCCGUUUGGGAUCUCCUAUGUGGACGACUUUGCAGAGCCCAACAACUCACCCCUGUACAUCUCCAUCCUGUUUGCCAUCUCUGUAUUUGGACCGGCUUUCGGGUACCUGCUGGGCUCUGUCAUGCUGCAGAUCUUUGUGGACUACGGCAGGGUGGACACAGCCACAGUUAACUUGAGCCCUGGAGACCCCCGAUGGAUUGGAGCCUGGUGGCUGGGCCUGCUCAUUUCCUCAGCCUCAUUGUUUGUCAUCUCUUUCCCCUUUUUUUUCUUUCCUCGAACAAUGUCCAGAGGAGUAGAGAGGUCUGAUUCCAUGGCGGAUGAGACAAGGAAGAUGGAAGAGGUCAAGUCAGGAGACUCCCUGGUGGAUUUCAUUAAACGGUUCCCCCGCAUCUUCCUAAGGCUCCUGAUGAACCCGCUUUUCAUUCUGGUGGUCCUGGCCCAGUGCACCUUUUCCUCUGUCAUUGCCGGUCUCUCCACAUUCCUCAACAAGUUCCUGGAGAAGCAGUAUGGCGCCUCCGCUGCUUAUGCCAACUUCCUCAUCGGUGCUGUGAACCUUCCUGCUGCAGCCUUGGGAAUGCUGUUUGGAGGCAUCCUCAUGAAGCGUUUUGUUUUCUCCCUGCAAACCAUCCCCCGUGUGGCCGCCACCAUCAUCUUCAUCUCCAUUAUCCUCUCUACCCCUCUCUUCUUCAUGGGAUGCUCCACCCCGACUGUGGCAGAGGUCUACCCCCCCAGCACAUCAAGUUCUAUACAUCCACAGCCUCCUGCCUGCCGCAGGGACUGCUCGUGCCCAGAUUCCAUCUUCCACCCUGUCUGCGGAGAUGACGGAAUCGAGUACCUCUCCCCUUGCCAUGCCGGCUGCAGCCACAUUAACAGCAGUUCUACAGCCUCCAAACAAAUGAUCUAUUUGAACUGCAGCUGUGUGACUGGGGAGUCCCGUUCCACAAAGACGGGGUCGUGCCCUAUCUCCUGUGCCCACUUCCUGCUCCCGGCCACCUUCCUCAUCUCCUUUGUGGCCCUGAUAGCCUGCACCUCCCACAACCCCCUCUACAUGAUGGUUCUGCGUGUGGUGAACCAGGAAGAAAAGUCGUUUGCCAUCGGCGUACAGUUCUUGUUGAUGCGCCUGCUGGCCUGGCUGCCAUCUCCAGCCCUGUACGGCCUCACCAUCGACUAUUCCUGCAUCUGGUGGAGCUUGCAGUGCUCAGGGAGGCGAGGGGCCUGCGCCUACUACAACAACGAUGCGCUCCGAGACAGGUACUUGGGCCUGCAGGUAGGCUACAAGGCACUGGGCAUGCUGCUGCUCUUCUUCACCAGCUGGAGAGUGAAGAAAAGCAAGGAGUACAAUGUGCAGGAGAAGGCUGUGGGCCUCAUCUGA